AUACAAUUUGACAUGCACAUAAAAUCUGCAAAGAUGUGCUAAAAUUAAGAGUCAAGAAAUCAGUCCUGUGUAAUUCAUCUCGAUUGGGAAAAAUGGUAUCCGUCCUUGAAAGUUCCAGAGUCUCUCCUCCACCGAAUACCAAUGUCGAGAAAUCUCUGCCCCUAACUUUCUUCGACUUGAUAUGGGUCCCUUUUCAUCCUCUCUCUCGUGUCAUCUUCUUCGAUUUUCCUUGCUCUACCAACCACUUCAUCGAAAACAUAAUCCCGAAUCUCAAAAUUUCAUUGUCUAGUGCUCUCCAACACUUCUCUCCUCUGGCUGGAAAUUUAAUCAAACCCUCGAAUCCUGAUUCCGAAACCGAUUUUCACAUCCGUUAUGCUGAUGGCGACUCUGUUUCGGUAAUAUUUGCCGAGUGCACGGAGGAUUUUAAUCAAUUUUGCGGAUAUCAAGUCCGCGCCGCGGAUUUGUUACGUCCGCUUGUUCCUCAACUCCCGGGAGAGAGCCGUGUUGAGGUGUGUGGAGAAGAGUGUUUGGCAUCUCCUUUGUUGGCUAUUCAAGUCACUGUGUUUCCGAACCAUGGUGUUUGUUUUGGAUUCACAAACUCUCAUGUUGUUGCUGAUGGGAGUAGUAUGUUUAGUUUCGUACAGGCAUGGGCGUCUCUUGCUAAACAGGUUAUGUUGAAAGAGGAUGGUUCGAAUUUUCAGGUCCCAUUUUAUGACAGGAGUUUAAUUGAAGACCCUCUUGGAUUAGGUGCAAUAAUUCAAAGGAAUUUCAGGGGUUUGGCGACGGCUGAGCAAAUGGAGCAAGUCGCUCCAGAUCAAUCGAUAGGUGGCACGAAGGCUCGUGUCACAUUUGUCCUGAAACAGGCUGAUAUUGAAGCUUUAAAAAGCUUGGUGAUACAGAAACGUCCUGCAUUGCCUUAUGUUUCUUCGCUAACUGUGGUAUCCGCGUAUGUGUGGACUUGUAUGGCGAAAACACGAGCAGCUGUUGUGAAAGGCUCGGAACAGGAGCCUCUCAACUUUGCGAUCGCGUAUGAUUGUCGUGCUCGUUUGGAUCCGCCCCUGCCCGCCUCUUACUUUGGGAAUUGCAUAUUGGCUUCUGUUACAGUGGAGAAGAAGGAGGUACUGGCUGGAGAAGAAGGCCUUUUUACUGCUGCUGAAUUGCUUGGAAACUCACUUUCUGCAAAGAUUAACAACAAGGAUGGAGUCUGGAAAGGUGCUAGUGGCCUUCAUGAUGAGUUUGCAGGAGUAACGAGAGGCGAAUGGUUCCUAGGAAUUGCUGGUUCACCGAAGUUGGAUUAUUACAACGCUAUCGAUUUUGGUUGGGGCAAGCCGAGAAAAUUCGAGUUUGUUUCGGAGCCGUUUUCUAUUUCAAGGUGCAAAGAUUCGAAAGUCGACUUGGAACUUGGGUUCAUCAUGCCUAAGAAUGAGGUGGAUGUCUUCUCUACGAUUUUUGCUCAGGGAUUGGAAGUCUCAACUUGAAAGUUUCUGAAUUGCACGCUUGCAACACCUGCUGAUUGGAUAAUAGGUUCUUUACAAUUCAUACUUGGCUUGAGACUACAAGGUGAUGACAUUAUAGUCCACAAGUUGAUGACACUACAGACAUCAACUUGGGCCGAAGGGGUUCCUACGACAGGUCGAUGGGUUCUUACGAGUUACGACACGUUGUUUGUUUGGAAGCGAGAUCCAGUGAAGAGUGGAUAAAUGACGUGGUUAAAUAAUCCCGUAGGCUGUAAUGGAGUAGUAGCCCCUUUAGGAGAUGUUAUGCCAAUUUGUAGGCUGGCCAGCUUUAAAUCUCUAGGUGCACCGUAAAGUUGUAUCCUACAGUAUCAUGGCCUUGGGGAUGUUAAAGUUGUGGGGGUCAUUUCUUUAAUAAUAUUUCACUUAUUUAAUUGAAAGUA
Molecule: messenger RNA, 1897 nt
Organism: Daucus carota subsp. sativus
Lineage: Eukaryota; Viridiplantae; Streptophyta; Magnoliopsida; Apiales; Apiaceae
Product: phenolic glucoside malonyltransferase 1
Exons: 2
Coding region: 93-1478 (461 amino acids)
Source: RefSeq, a predicted model, not a curated record